AUGUUGGCCCGAGAUGACCCCCACAUCGAGGAGCUCAUCAAGAAGAUGACUAUCGAGGAGAAGGCUGGGCAACUCACGAUUCUGGCGGACACCAUCCGGCCUUCCAACCCGGACAUCAACCCUGAGGUGAACGUCCGGCAGGCGGACGAGAUGGUGGAGCAGAUCCGGAAGAGCCGGGUGGGGUCCUUGUUCAACGGGGUGGGGGUGAAGGAGGGCCGCGAGGCCCAGCGCAUCGCGGUGGAGGAGACGAGGCUGGGCAUCCCGCUCAUUUUUGGCAGCGACGUGAUCCAUGGCAUGUGGACCAUUUUUCCCAUCCCGCUGGGGGAGGCAGCCAGCUGGGACGUGGAUUUGGCCUUUAAGACGGCCCGGGCCACUGCGCUCGAGGCAACGGCCUCGGGCAUACACUGGACCUUUGCUCCCAUGGUGGAUGUGGCCAGAGACCAGCGUUGGGGAAGAGUCGCCGAAGGCUCUGGGGAGGACGUGUGCCUGGGCAAGGCGCUUGGGGUGGCACGGGUGAAAGGCUUCCAGGGCAGCGAUCUGCAGGCGGCGGAUUGCCUGCUGGCAACCCCCAAGCACUUCGCCGCCUAUGGCGGGGUCUCCGGAGGCAUGGAUUACAACUUCGUGGAGGUCUCGGAAGCCACGCUGCGGGACGUGCAUCUGCCGGCCUUCAAGGCCUGCCUCGACGCCGGGGCGCUGACGCUGAUGAGCGCCUUCAACGACAUCGCGGGGGUGCCGGCCUCCGGCAACAGGUGGCUUCAGACCGAGCUCUUGCGAGGAGAAUGGGGGUUCAAAGGCUUCGUGGUGUCGGACUACACAGCCGAUGAAGAGUUGAUCGAACACGGCUUUGCAGCGGAUGGGCGAGAUGCUGCUCGUUUGGCCUUCAACGCUGGAGUGGACAUGAGCAUGCAGAGUGGCUUGUACGUUCAGCAUUUGCCGGAUUUGGUGGCCAAGGGGGACGUUUCCAUGGAAGAUGUGGAUGAGGGCGUGCGGCGGAUUCUGCGGAUCAAGAAAGCGAUUGGCUUGUUCAAGAACCCUUACAAGUGCCUCGACUUCGAGGUGGAGAAGACGUUGGACAAGCUGAAGGCGGCGCACAAGGACUUGGCCCGUGAGGCGGCCAGGAAGUCCAUCGUCCUCUUGAAGAAUGAGGGCAACGUGCUGCCCCUGAAGAAAACCCAGAAGAUCGCGCUGAUCGGGCCCUUCUCCUCAGACAGCGACCUGGAGGGAUGCUGGACGGUGUAUGGAGACAAGAAGCUCUCGGUGCCGGUGGACGCGGGCCUGCGGGCCGCCGGGGCCUCGAACCUUUGCGUCGUCAAGGGCUGCGAGGUGGAGGCGCCGCUGGCAGGGGGCAUCGAGGAGGCGGUGAAGGCCGCGGAGAGCGCCGAGGUGGUGCUGCUCUGCGUCGGGGAGGCCUCGGACUUCUCCGGAGAGUCCCAGAGCCGGACGCAGAUCGUGGUGCCCAAGGCCCAGCUGGAGCUGGCGGAGGCGGUGAUGGCCACCAAGAAGCCCGUGGUGGUGCUGCUGCGCACGGGCCGCGCCCUGGCGCUGGGGAAGCUGCAGGAGGCGAGCGGGAUGUUGGUGACCUGGUUCCUGGGCACCCAGACGGGCCCGGCGGUGGCCGACGUGGUCUUCGGGGAUUACAACCCCUCAGGCAAGCUGCCGGUGAGCUUCCCGUCGGACUCGGGCCAGCAGCCGCUGUUCUACAACACCCCCAGGACGGGACGGCCACAGAGGGACAUGCCCAGAACCUUCAAGGCCAGCUGGCGGGAGGUGCACCCCAGGGCCUUGUACCCCUUCGGCUUUGGGCUGAGCUACACGUCCUUCGCCUUCGCGCGGCCCCAGCUGAGCACUGCGGCGCUGGGCUGGGACGAGGCGCUGGAGGUCACUGUGGAGGUGACGAACACGGGCCAGCGAGCGGGGGAGGAGGUCGCGCAGCUGUACAUCAACGACUGCGUGGCCAGCCGCGUGCGCCCAGUCCAGGAGCUGAAAGGCUUCGAGAAGGUCUGCCUGAAACCGGGGGAGGCGAAGAAAGUGAGCUUCAAGCUGCGCCGGGAGGACUUGUCCUUCCACGGGGCAGAUGGGAAGCUCAUUGCGGAGCCUGGCGACUUCAAGCUGUGGGUUUCCAACUCCUCGGCCUCCGGGGAGGAGGUCACCUUCCGGCUGCUGGCCUCGGGCAAGAGGGCAGGCGCUUGA
Effrenium voratum is the source of this 2190-nucleotide messenger RNA. Lineage: Eukaryota; Dinophyceae; Suessiales; Symbiodiniaceae. The record is from the annotation of a GenBank genome assembly.